This is a messenger RNA of Papilio xuthus (Asian swallowtail), 1395 nucleotides long. The record is from RefSeq and is a predicted model, not a curated record. NCBI's taxonomy places the organism in Eukaryota, Metazoa, Arthropoda, Insecta, Lepidoptera, Papilionidae.
AUGACGAAAACUUCAUGCAAAUCACUCGUUAAAGAUUAUUGCACAAGUUGUACUUUUGCAGGGGUUCAUUUUAUAGCUGAUAAUACCAGACAUUGGUCUGAGAGGUUCUUGUGGCUGAUACUGGUUAUCCUUUCCUGGUAUGGGUCAGCGUUAUUGAUAAUAGCAGCGUGGGAUGCCUUCAUCACGAAUCCCAUCAGUUUCGGCGUGGAGACAACGUACACAGACUGGGACACUAAGCUGCCAGCAGUCGCCAUCUGUGAAGCGAAUAACAAACUUAUGAUCUACAACGUUUCUGACACAUUAAUCGAUGUCUGUUACAAAAAUAAUAAUCCAGAUCCCUUCUGUCAAACUUCGAACUACAGUUACUAUGCGAAACUGGUGAGAAGUGGAUGUCGACAGACGUUGACCAACUGUUCCUAUAAUGACCAGGAUUUUGAUUGCUGCCAGUACUUUCAGCCCAUAGACACGGAUAUGGGGACUUGCUAUAUUAUGAAUUCUAUACAGACUAAAAAACCCAAUCCAUAUAAAAUGGUCGUAAACAUGAAACAAAAACGCGGAGUACUUAAGUUUGAUGUUUUAUUGCCUUCCAUGAUAUACACUCUAGGAGAAGAUGAAGUUCCCACUAUAACAUCGUCAAAAUAUUCGACAUUAAAAAUUAAGCUUGGACACAGUUAUCGGCGUCAACUGACUGUAAGAAACAUCGAGAACGACCCAUUGGUGGUAGAGACGAAACCGGAGCAACGCGCUUGCCGCUUGCAUUCCGAGAACGACGGACCCUAUCCACUAUACUCGUACAGCGCCUGCACGGUUCUUUGCCGCAAACGCGCGCAGCAGCGCAUCUGUCACUGCAACGACCAUUUCAUGUUGGCCACUAGUGUAUCAGAGCAUUGCAACAUAACAGGUAUGUUGUGUCUGCAUACACAUGAGAGUGAAUUAACAAUACUCAAGCCGCAGUGGGCACUGCACCGACGCGGCAUGACCUGCCACUGCCUGCCCUCUUGCGACGAAACUGAGAUAACUAUCAUUAAAGAUGUUGUUAGUUCCCAUAAAAGCAAAGAGAAAAAAGCAAAUAUCGAGAUAGUACUAGCAUAUUUACCCACGGAAAGAUUUAAAAGAAACGUGGUAAGAAGCCGGCUGGAUCUAGUCGUGUCCGUUGGAGGUACAACGGGACUAUUUGUGGGUGCAAGUCUACUCAGCUUUGUUGAACUUAUUUUCUACUUCACCGUACGCUUCGCUGGCAACUUUUGGAUUGUUAAAAAUAAAAAUAAAAAUGGAAUUGAACAAAUGAAUGCGAUUAAUAUUAACAGAAAUCUGGAGACGACACAAACUGGCAGGCGAGCGAUAAGAUUUGAAAAAACAUUUUUCCAACAGACUAGACCACAGAAUUUAAUGUAA